Prionailurus viverrinus (fishing cat) is the source of this 1186-nucleotide messenger RNA. RefSeq names its product SRR1 domain containing (gene SRRD). Gene Ontology annotation, biological process: microtubule-based process. The transcript has 7 exons. Gene Ontology annotation, cellular component: cytoplasm; nucleus. The coding region runs from base 22 to 1005 and encodes 327 amino acids. The record is from RefSeq and is a predicted model, not a curated record. NCBI's taxonomy places the organism in Eukaryota, Metazoa, Chordata, Mammalia, Carnivora, Felidae.
CGCCGCUGACGUCAGAGGGCCAUGGCGGCGGCGGCGUUGGAGCCCUGGCAGGCUGCGGCCCCGCGCAGGAAAAGGCGCUCGGCGGCGCGGCGUCCGCGAGGGAGGGAGGCGGCGGCGGGGGGCCUGGAGGCCGAACCAGAGACGGACGGCCGAGUCGUGCUUCGUCGCAUCCGGGAGGCCCGGGAGGACCUGCUUCUCUCUGAUUUCUGGAGUCUGGCCCUAGAAACCAUCAACGGCUGUCUGACGAAACAUCUGGAACAACUGAAGGCCCCAGUGGGGACUCUCUCGGAAGUCUUUGGAAACCUGCAUCUCAACUCCUCGCCAGAUGAGUCGGAUGCGGCCCCCUGCUGCCUCCCAGGAGAGACCCUGGUGCCGGGAACCUGCCGUCUGAAGUGUGUAUGCUACGGUCUUGGGAACUUUGCCACCUGCGUCAUGGCUAGAAACCAGCUAACGUUUUUGCUUCUCUUCCUGGAAAAGUGCCAGAUUCCCAGAAGGCACUGCUGGGUGUACGACCCUGUGUUUAGCCAACUAGAAAUUGCAGUUCUGAAUAGCCUCGGUGUGAUUGUCCUCAGUGAGAACGAGGAGGGAAGACGCAGCGUGUGGGGCGAGCCCACCGUCUUUUACAUGCCCCACUGCGGGACGGCCCUGUACAACAACCUCCUGUGGAGCAACUGGUCGGUAGACGCCCUUUCCAAGAUGGUCGUCAUCGGGAACAGCUUCAGGGGCCUUGAGGAAAGGUUGCUGGCAAGGAUUCUGCAGAAAAAUUAUCCCUACGUCUCAAAGGUUUUGCAGGGACUGGAGGAGCUUGGGCUGCCGGAGACGCCACAGUACGCGGAUGUAUUCAACGACACCUCCGUCCACUGGUUCCCUGUACAGAAGUUAGAACAGCUCCCCAUGGACACGUGGGCAUUUCGGGAAGAACCAGACUAUGGGGACUGUGAGGACCUUGAAAUCAUCAGGAACAAGACAAGAGGUCCUUCGGCAGCUGACCUGAAGUCACCAUGACACGGUGCCAGCCGAGGCAGAAGCAACUGCGGAGAGGACGGGGGAGGCUCCACGGAGGGAGUGCCGACAGCCCCCUUUUGCAGUGGGCCAGAUUGCAGAGCACUGGGAAUAUUCCAUUCGGUUCUCCCCCUUAGACGAGGACGUGCUGUGGAAGGGCUCAGCAUAAAGAUGCACCUCCUGA